AGAAAAUUCACCAGACCUGACAUCGCUGUAGUCCCUGAGAACAACAACCAGACAACAUGGCUCAUGGUUUAGUACUGUUAGCAAUACUGCUAGCCGUUAGCAACAAUGCCCACUGUGAUUUUUCGCCUAUGCUUAUUACAGAUUUGGCGAAGGUGCUUACGGACAACUACUGCUCUCCAGAAAUACUUUCUGGUAUGGAAGAAGUAAUAGGUAUUGCCACCAGCAAUACGGAGAUCCUCAGCAUCCAAGAUCCCAGUAUACUUGCCAGUAUGCUGACAGAUGGGGUUAGGAGUACAAUUGGUGAUCCUAGAGUAAAGGUCACUUAUGAUCCAGAUUAUGUUCCAGCAGCACCUCCAGGAAUUCAUGACAUCCCACCAGAGCAACUGGCUGCUGUGGUCAAGGGCACAGUAAAUGUAGAGGUCCUCGAAAAUGACAUUGCCUACCUGAAGAUUCAACAUAUUAUUGGGGAAGAGAUUGCUCAGAAGAUCGGGCCACUUCUGCUGCAGCAUGUUUGGGACAAAGUUCUCCCCACCUCGGCCAUGAUCCUGGACCUUCGUUAUGCUGUUAGUGGGGAACUGUCUGGUAUCCCUUACAUUGUCUCCUAUUACACUGAUGCUGAGCCUCUUAUCCAUAUUGACUCUGUGUAUGAUCGUCCUUCAAACAGCACCACUGAGCUCUGGUCCAUGCCCACCUUAUUGGGAAAAAGGUAUGGAAGCUCCAAGCCCCUGAUCAUUCUAACAAGUAAGAACACUGUUGGCAUUGCAGAGGAUGUUGUUUACUGUCUGAAAAACCUCAAACGAGCUACCGUUGUUGGAGAAAAUACAGCUGGAGGAUCAGUGAAAAUUGACAAGAUUAAACUUGGUAAUACUGAUUUCUAUGUUUCUUUACCCGUGGCUAAAUCCACCAAUCCUAUCACUGGCAAAAGCUGGGAAGUCAAAGGAGUUGCACCAGAUGUUGAAGUCAAUGCAGAAGAUGCCAUCGAUGCUGCAGUUGCAAUCAUUAAGCUUCGUGCUGAAAUCCCUGCAAUUGUCAAGUCUGCAGCCUCUUUGAUUGCAGAAAACUAUGCUUUUGACAGCAUUGCGGUUAAUGUAGCAGAAAAGUUAGAGGCUCUAGUGGCCAGUGGGGAAUACAGCAUGAUUACCACAAACGAGGAACUGAAAGCAAAGCUCUCAGCUGAUCUCUUAAAACUGUCCGGGGACAAGUGCCUGAAAAUUACAGACAACAUCCCUAUGCUGCCUCCAGUGAGCCCUCCACCAGAAAUGUUUGUUGCACUCGUUAAAGAUUCUUUUCACACUGAUGUGUUUGAGAACAACAUUGGUUAUAUGCGUUUUGACAUGUUUGGAGACUUUCCACAAGUCGCUGCAGUUGCUCAGAUCAUUGUGGAGCACGUCUGGAACAAAGUAGUGGAUACAGAUGCUAUGAUCAUUGACCUCAGGAACAAUAUUGGAGGGUCCACAAAACCGAUUGCAGGACUCUGCUCUUACUUCUUUGAUGAUGACAUGCAGAUUGUGUUGGACAAACUAUAUGAUAGAUCCUCUGGCACCACAAAAGUACUUGUCACCCUUCCAGAGUUGACAGGUAGAAGAUAUGGCUCCAAGAAAGGCCUGCUGAUCCUGACUAGUGGAGUGACAGCUGGUGCAGCAGAGGAAUUUGUUUAUAUCAUGAAGAGGUUUGGCCGUGCCAUGAUUGUAGGUGAGCCAACCCAUGGCUCCUGCCAGCCACCAAAAACUUUCCAAGUAAGCGACAGUGAUGUUUUUCUGUCAAUUCCUGUCACCCACUCAGACACUACCCAGGGUCCUGCCUGGGAGGGAGCCGGAAUUGCCCCUCAUGUUGCAGUGGCUGCCAAUGAAGCCCUGGAUGUAGCCAAGGGUAUACUUAACAAGCACUUUUUAGACCAGAAAUAAGUUUCCAAAUCUGGACAUGUUGGGACAGCCAAAUGAUCUAGAAGAGGAAAGUUAGAAGUAAGCAGGCCAUUGUACUUGUGCUAGAUUUCUGAAGAAAACUAGGAAACUCAUGUCCUCCCCUAAAUCUUCUCUAGUCUCUUAGACCUUUCUUUCAUCCCAUUCUAAUUACAGAACAGUGGCAUACACUGAAACACAAAUAAAUUUUUUAAAUGAUUUGAAAUAAUACUUAAAUUUACUAUUUCAUACCUGUUGAACCAUAUUUACAUAUAUGAUUACUGUCUGUCAUGUCAAGUCCUGUUCAUGGAAAUGUUGUUUUACACUGUAACUCCAACAUGCUAAUCUGAUGCUUCAUAAAAAUUGUAUUAAAUGGAAAUUUAUAGUCUGUGAAUUUUUCCAUGUCUCAAAAGCACUUUCUAGUCAUGUCUUAUUUAUAUUUGGAUACGCUGAACUGUAUCAAAAUUACUACAAUCGAUAAAACAUUUAUGCAUUUUGAAGAAAUCGUACUAGUCCACAGAAGGCUGAAACAAGGUGAAAACAGCAAAAAAAAAAAAAUAAAAAUCUUCAGAUCUCGUAGUCUCACCUUUCUCUAACACAAGGAAAUGUUCAGCUUAAAUGUGAAAUAUCAAUCCAUCCAGAAGAUGGCAGUACACCACUUAUACUCAAUAGUCAGAAACGUAUCAUACGCUGAGAGUGAGUGAGUGAGUUUAACACAACAGUGAAAAGAGUCUCACUUAUUUAUGUAAGCAAUGGUGUUUCUGCAUAAGAAUUCAAGUUCUUAGAAGAAAAAUGUUCUGAAUAGGAAUCUGUAAUGGAAUUGUAAUGGAGUGUUUUUUUUUAAGCUAUUAUACUAAGGUGCAUGGAGUCACACAAAGGAAAGGCCUGCAGUUUGAAAUUAAGUGGGCCAAGAUAUUAAGUUAUUUUUGAGAGAGCAGCUGCUGGGGGUUAUGUGUUUAGAGCCAGGAAAGUCUAAGAACAAUGGAAUGUUUAGGGGACAUGGCAUUGUGGUAGGUACAGGGCUGUUACUGAACUGUUGCUGAGGGCCCCAAAGGUUCAUAUUCUUACAGGGCCCCCUGUUGGCUGGGCAGUUAUGGAAAUCUUUAAAGAACGAAACAGCUAAUUAAGAUUAGAGAGGAAUAUAAAGUGAAAGCAUUAGGAUUAGUCAUGGGUGUGCUUUGUUGCUAACAGAAUGCCCUGCAUACAGAAUGCCCUUCUCACCUGAUUGCUCAGUUUGGCCAGGCGGCCAGCUCUAGGAAGAGUCCUGCUUGUUCCAAAAUUCUUCUAUUUAAGAAUUAUGGAGGUCACUGUGCUCUUGGGAACCUUCAAUGCAGCAGAAAUGUUUUUGUAGCCUUCCCCAGAUUUGUGCUUCGACACAAUCCAGUCUCUGAGCUCUGUAGGCAGUUUCUUUGACCUCAUGGCUUGGUUUUUGCUCUGAUAUGCAUUUUCAGCUGUUAGACCUCAUAUAGACAGGUGUGUGCCUUUCCAGAUCACGUCCAAUCCAUUGAAUUUGCCUCAGGUGGACUUCAGUCAAAAUGUAGAAACAUCUCAAAGAUGAUCCAAAGAAAUGGGAUGCACCUGAGCUAAGUGUCAAAGCAAAGGGUCUGAAUACUUAUGUCAAUGUGAUAUUUCAGGUAUCUUUUUCUUUCUAAUAAAUUUGCAAAGUUA
Pangasianodon hypophthalmus (striped catfish) is the source of this 3566-nucleotide messenger RNA. It is a transcript of the gene rbp3, whose product is annotated as retinol binding protein 3. Gene Ontology annotation, biological process: proteolysis. The transcript is spliced from 4 exons. Bases 57 to 1904 code for a protein of 615 amino acids. Lineage: Eukaryota; Metazoa; Chordata; Actinopteri; Siluriformes; Pangasiidae. The record is from RefSeq and is a predicted model, not a curated record. Gene Ontology annotation, molecular function: retinol binding; serine-type peptidase activity.